AUGGUGACUUCAUUUGACAAGGAGGUUGAGUGCAUCAUGGCCAAGCGAGAGGUGCGACGCAAGGGUGUACCAAGGUACUUUGAGUACUUUGUCAAAUGGAAGGGCCUGCCAAAGUCCGAAGGCAACUGGGAGGAAGAAGUCUUUGUGGAAGUACAAAGACAUCAUCGAAGCAUUCGAAUAAGAAGGAUCUACCACGGCGACGAGGACGUCACCGGAUUAGGUGGGGAAGAAUGUCACGGCCCACAUGUUCAAGGCCCAACCCGUUGGAUUGAUCAUGCUAGACCUCUUAGCCCACAUGUCCAGAUUCAUUGUACACCACCUACUGUGGUGGUAGGUGGGAUAGGAACAAUAUAUAAGGGGGAUGACACAUUGUGUAUCCUUACCUCACAACCUGAAGGAGGCUAA
Messenger RNA from Prunus armeniaca (apricot), 405 nucleotides. The record is from the annotation of a GenBank genome assembly. Lineage: Eukaryota; Viridiplantae; Streptophyta; Magnoliopsida; Rosales; Rosaceae.